This is a messenger RNA of Durio zibethinus, 1786 nucleotides long. RefSeq lists its product as uncharacterized. The record is from RefSeq and is a predicted model, not a curated record. Lineage: Eukaryota; Viridiplantae; Streptophyta; Magnoliopsida; Malvales; Malvaceae.
GGAUUGGCUUCCCCUUGACAUCAUUAUAUAAUAAGGCUUGCUAUCAAUCUGAGCAGUCAAGCUCAUUGCUCCUGAUCAGCUCAUAAGCUGAUAAACUGAUAUUCUUUGAUUUGGUUUCCUAGUCGUUUGCUGUUUUGGGGCAGUAAAAGCUUGGCUUCGCGAUGCAGAUCCUCCCAUUUCGAGGAGGCGCACUGGCGUGCUUCUUGGUGUCCUUGCUAUUUGUAGCGAGUUUUUGCAAUGCUGAUGGUAAAACAGUUGAGGUAGUCGGGGUUGGAGAAUGUGCAGAUUGUGCAGAGAAUAAGUUCGAGACUAGCCAUGCAUUUUCAGGGCUUCGGGUAACCAUAGACUGCAAGCCAGAAAAUGGGGAGUUCAAAACUCGAGGUUCUGGCGAGCUUGAUAAGCAAGGGAAUUUCAAGGUGUCUCUUCCUGAGGACUUGGUUAAAGAUGGCAAAUUGAAGGAAGAAUGCUAUGCGCAGCUUCACAGUGUAUCAGCUGCACCUUGCCCUGCCCAUGAUGGCCUGGAGUCCUCCAAGAUAGUCUUCAAGUCCACAAGUGAUGAGAAACACAACUUUGGGCCGAAAGGAAAGCUCAAAUUCUCACCAGUAACAUGUGCCUCAGCUUUCUUUUGGCCUCACUUUAAGCACCCUCCACUGCCUAAGCUUCCACCACUUCCCCCAUUGAAAAGCUUCCACCAUCAUUACCCACUACUCCCUCCAAUCUACAAGAAGCCUCUUCCGCCACCAAUCCCAAUAUACAAACCCCCACCAGUUCCAGUAUACAAAAAACCACUUCCUCCCCCGGUUCCAAUCUACAAACCUCCUCCAGUUCCAGUAUAUGAAAAGCCACUUCCACCUCCAGUUCCAAUCUACAAGCCUCCAGUAUACAAGAAACCACUUCCUCCUCCAGUUCCAAUCUACAAACCUCCUCCAGUUCCAGUAUAUGAAAAACCACUUCCUCCUCCAGUUCCAAUCUACAAGCCUCCUCCAGUUCCAGUAUAUGAAAAACCACUUCCUCCUCCAGUUCCAAUCUACAAACCCCCGGUAUAUAAGAAACCACUUCCUCCUCCGGUUCCUGUCUACAAGCCUCCGGUAUAUAAACCCCCUCCAUACGAGAAACCACUUCCUCCUCCGGUUCCUGUCUACAAGCCUCCGGUAUAUAAACCCCCUCCAUACGAGAAACCACUUCCUCCUCCAGUUCCAGUCUACAAGCCUCCGGUCUAUAAACCUCCUCCAGUUCCGGUAUACAAGAAACCACUUCCUCCCCCAGUUCCAAUAUACAAGCCUCCAGUCUAUAAGCCCCCUCCAGUUCCAGUGUACGAGAAACCACUUCCUCCCCCAGUUCCAGUUUACAAGCCUCCUCCAAUUCCAGUCUAUAAGAAGCCACUUCCACCUCUUCCAAAGAUUCCUCCAUUCCCUAAGAAGCCAUGCCCUCCCCUUCCUAAGCUCCCUCCUCUCCCCAAGAUUCCUCCAAAGUAUUUCCACCACCCCAAGUUCGGAAAAUGGCCUCCAUUGCCACCAUUUGCUCCACAUCAUCCUUAAACUCUUGUGGUGAUAGGUGCAAGUAGAGUGAACUGUUUGAUGCAAUUAAUGAAGGUUAGUGUGAAGAAGUUCGAUUCCCAGCAUGCAAUAAAAGUCUUUCAAGGAGUGACAAAUGAAGAAAGCAGAAUAAAAAAAAAAGUUUAAAUUAAGAGACGAAGGAAAGACUUAUGCUCAUUGUUAAUUUAUGCUUUAUAUCAGAUAAAUUAAGUUGGAAGCUCGGAGAUUGUUUUUGUUAUUUGGUUAUCAUA